AGGUUUGUGAUUAUCUCCGCGUGGUAUCCGUUCACGGCGUUCGCCUGUCUUAUCCGAUGAGCGUAUUCAGUAAUUUAUUGAUUCUUUCUCAGUUCGCAAAUCUCGCCCAUGACUGUCUGGGUGGUGGGAGCCAAACGUCCUCCAAGUCAGGACGAGGAAUCAAAACAUCACUUUUCUGUGUCACACACCAUGACUGACAGGAAGGCUGUGAUCAAGAAUGCUGACAUGUCUGAGGACAUGCAGCAGGACGCCGUGGACUGUGCCACACAAGCGAUGGAGAAGUACAACAUCGAGAAGGACAUCGCUGCCUACAUCAAAAAGGAGUUUGACAAGAAGUACAACCCCACAUGGCACUGUAUCGUGGGCAGGAACUUCGGCAGCUACGUCACCCACGAGACGAAGCAUUUCAUCUACUUCUACCUGGGCCAGGUGGCCAUCCUCCUUUUCAAGUCCGGCUGAGGACUUGAUUUGGGGCUCAGCGGGGCAGGGUGGUCGGAGGGUCAAGAAAAUAAGACCUGUCAACCUCCCCGCCGCCCCCACCCCCCCUACCUGGACUCGCUGACUCACUCGGUGGCUGAUGUUCCGUCCACCCACUUCAGAUAUCAACAAAUGGCAUCUCAUUGUGCUGCUGGCUGUGCACAAUUGCAUGGACUGCAAACCAUCUUUAAAUGUGUAUAUGUUGCAGUGGAAAUUGCUUUUUUCAAUUUAGAUGCCUGUAAGAGAAUGGGAUGUUUAAACUUUUAUUUUCUUUCAUUGUUUUUCUUUGUCAUUGUUUAAUGGUCUCUGAAACAAAACAACAACAAAAAACAAGUUUGUUAGCACUGCAGUUGUAAAAAUGCUUUAAGUGGCCUUUUUGAUUAUGGAGAGUCGCAUUUCAAAAUAAAAAAAUAAAGGAGAGCUAGACCUAAAGAGUUAAUGAAUGUGUUUGUACAUUUUAGCUUUCCUUUUUCUAAGGAUGUAUUUGCUUUAAAUAUGUAGUGCUGCCACGUAAACUGGAUCCCACCACCAUAUGUGGUCUGUUGGUAUAAAGCAAGGGGGCUAGAAGGAAUCAAGCACAUGAAUUGAGAAUCACACAUUAUCCAAGGUAUAGUAUGAUCUACUCGUCUCCUCUACAAGCUGGUUGCAACAAAUUGUUACAUUCUAGUCUGUUCUUUUGUACUUUUUGUUUAGUUGGUAAUAAUUCUGCAGUUGGCAUGAGGGCAAGGAGAGGACGACAAAAACAACCUGCUGUUUCUUAAAGUGCUUUGGGAGUUGGUAUGUUUUUGAUCGCUGGGACUCAGGGCAGAAGGAAUGUGCAGAUUUUGAGGAGGUGUAUUAUAGAGAUGGCUAGCAGAACAGCAUAUACGUGUGUGUGUGUGUGUGUGUGUGUGUGCCAAGGAUUAAUCCCCCCUGUCUCAUGAUGUUUAAGCUUACCACCUGGGGGAGGAAUGUUUCCCCCUGUGAUCUUUUUUUUUCUUUCUGCAGUCUCUGCAUCAAGAUCUCUCUACUGUGCCAGAACUCACUGUCCCACCUCUUUAAUGUCCAAAGGAGGGCUUGGAUGCUUUAGGAUCGUCCUGUGCCCCCCACUUGGGCCUGUUUUUUAUUUUUUUUCACGCCCUCUGCAUUUCGACCAGUUUAUGCCCGCCAUGUUGGAUAGUGACGCUCUCUGAAGCCGAUCUGUGACGGACCCGUUUCAGACCGCGGCUAUCUGGCAUGUUUUAUUUGUUAUUUUAGUUCUGUAACCCUUUAACGGAGUACCUGUAUGAUUUGUGCACACUGCACAUGCUCCCCUCUCCAGAGGUGUGUGGCUACAAUUGCACUUCAUUUGAGAUGUACCCUGUUGCUCAGGUGCGACCCAUUCCAAAAGGAUACACACAGAGACGAGUCUUGUCACAUUCAUUAAAUAAAAAAAUGUGUGAUGAAA
This is a messenger RNA of Clupea harengus (Atlantic herring), 1903 nucleotides long. It is a transcript of the gene dynll2a, whose product is annotated as dynein, light chain, LC8-type 2a. Gene Ontology annotation, biological process: microtubule-based process. Gene Ontology annotation, cellular component: cytoplasmic dynein complex. Gene Ontology annotation, molecular function: dynein intermediate chain binding. Lineage: Eukaryota; Metazoa; Chordata; Actinopteri; Clupeiformes; Clupeidae. The record is from RefSeq and is a predicted model, not a curated record.